Messenger RNA from Apis cerana (Asiatic honeybee), 2680 nucleotides. RefSeq names its product protein TAPT1 homolog. The record is from RefSeq and is a predicted model, not a curated record. Gene Ontology annotation, biological process: positive regulation of cilium assembly. Gene Ontology annotation, cellular component: endoplasmic reticulum membrane; ciliary basal body. Lineage: Eukaryota; Metazoa; Arthropoda; Insecta; Hymenoptera; Apidae.
CAGAUAACAUUGGUAAGAGCGAGAAGUAUGUAGGCGAAUGAGAUAGUAAAAGUUUCAAAUCUUUGAAGACUUUCAAGACCUUCAAGAUAAUUAAGAUUUUCAAUUUUAAUUUUAGUAUUUUCAAAACUAUCACGAUUUUCAAUAAAUUUUAGAUUUCAAUGAAUUUUAGAUCAAAACUUUCAAUGAUGAUUGAGAUUUCUAAGAUUUUCGAGUUUUGGAAUUUUUAAACUUGCGAAUAAGGUUCGAAGCAAUUCAAAUUUAUUUCAUGACACAUAAUAUUUAUUCAAAUCAAUUUAAAUCAUUCUAAAUUAUAUUAUUAAUUAUAAUAAAUCAAAAUAUAAUGAUAUUUUGACUAUAUGACGAAUAUAUUGAGAAAUAAUACAAAUUAAGUAUGUAUAAUAUAAACGAGAAACUAUAGGAGUUAGUUAAAUAAACACAAGUGUGAGGGUCAAAGUUAUAAAAAAAUUAGACGUAAACGAUCACGGAAGCCGAGAGAAUUAUUCGUAUAUUAUUUGUACGUUAUACGGCCUUAGAGUGUCAGAGAGUUCAGACGUUCGUAUUCAAAACAAGAAACUUAAGCUGAAAACGGAUCUAAUAAAAUAAUAGAUUUGAGGUUAUGCAGUAACCAGAUAAGGAAUGAGAAAAAAUAAUGAAUACCGAUGAAAACUGGCAAAAUUACACUGAAAAAAAGUAUAUAAGAUUUAAAUCUACAAAACAAUCUGAUGGUCAUGGUAAUAAAAUUCAAAAUGUGAAAAAUCAAUUAAAUGUCGGAAAAUAUCGUCAAAAGAAACAAGGUGUUUCUCUUGCACAAUUCUUACAAACAGAAUUAACAAGAGGUUAUCAAUUAGAAAAUGAUGAAGAAAGGUUUUCUGCAAGAAGAGAGAAAAUUUAUUCUUUUAUGAAAAUUCCAAGAGAAGUUGAAAAAUUUAUGGCCUAUGGAUUUUUACAAUGUGCAGAUUCUUUUUUAUUUGUUUAUACAUUUCUUCCAUUAAGAUUUAUGAUGGCAUUGUGGACAAUAAUUACGAGACCUUUAUUACACUGCUUUGGAAAGGAAAGGAGUAAUUUAAAAGUUGGAGAACGGCAUCUAAAACCAGCAGAGAUUUGCGAUCUUUUAAAGGGAAUUGUGGUGAUCAGCUGUUGGGCAGCUACAUGGAAGGUUGACACCUCUAUGAUGUACCAUUUGGUGAAAAGUCAAUCAGUAAUAAAAUUGUAUAUAUUUUAUAAUAUGCUGGAAGUUGGUGAUAGAUUGUUUAGCGCUUUUGGCCAAGAUACGAUAGAUGCUCUUCUAUGGACAGCUACGGAGCCUAGAUCAAAAACGCAAACACAAACAUCUCAACAUUUGGGCACUCUACCUCAUCUAUUGUUUGCUGUUGCUUAUGUUUUAUUACAUAGUAUAUUGGUGCUUUUCCAAGCAACGACUUUGAAUGUUGCCAUUAAUAGCAGCAACAAGGCGCUACUUACUAUAAUGAUGUCUAAUAAUUUCGUAGAAUUAAAAGGUUCCGUUUUUAAGAAAUUUGACAAGAAGAAUCUAUUUCAAUUAUCUUGUGCAGACGUGAGAGAACGUUUUCAUUUGAUGAUGCUUCUUCUUGCUGUGAAUUUACAAACAAUGAAAGAAUACGCAUGGAAAGCGGAACGACUUGCAGUGCUAUUGCCAGAUUGUAUAAUGUUGCUCUUGGCGGAAGUCCUCGUAGAUUGGGUGAAGCACGCCUUUAUAACUCGUUUCAACGAACUACGUUCAACAGUAUACAGGGAUUAUACAAUAAGUUUAGCGUAUGAUAUGGCUCAAACUCGUGAUGAGACCGCUUUUUCUGAUGCUUCGGACCUUGUAGCCCGCAGGAUGGGUUUCAUUCCUCUUCCGCUAGGUGUCGCAAUGGGAAGAGUACUUUGUACGACUAUCACGCCGUCUGCCAAACCGGCUAACAUAAUUUUGUUGCUUCUGGCAUAUUUAAUAUUAGUGGCAUUCAAGAUUUUAAAUAGUUUGAUAAUUCUUGGUAAGGCAUGUGAUUUCAUUUCAUCACAUUCCACGGAACCUGAUACUGAAGUGACUUCUUUGAAACAUUCUUCAACAAGUACCGAUAUAAAAAAUCCAAAUUUAGCUACAGCAAUUUUUUCCAAUAGUGCAAUUAGUUUAAAUAAUGUUUGUCUCAACGAAGCUGUCUUGAAGGAGGAAAUAGGUAAUGAAAAACUUAAUACAGAGGACAGUCAAUAAACAAUAUCUUUUUCCUUUUUUGUUUCUUUUAUGUAUAUAUUAAGUAUAGAUAGAUAAAAGGCACUCAAAACAAGGAAUUUGAAUUUAAUUAUACACGAAAGUCAAUAUUGAUUCAAACCCAUAAGACAAGUGAUUGAUUAUUUCUUUUACUUUUCUUUCAUCCCGAGUGUCUUCUUUCUAUCUCUGCAGAGUGUCCCAGGAAAGUACGAGAUUUAAUUUCAUAUAACAGAGAAAAAACCUAAGGAAUUUAAAUCCAAUGAUCCAGAUGGCCAUAAUAGAUACCUUUACUUUAUCCAUUUUUAUUACAAAAUGGGUUUUUAAAAAAAUUAUGACAAUUAUAAUAUCAUAAUACUUCAUCAUGUUGGAAUUAUUCUUCUUAAUGUAUGCAAGGUAAGUUAUUUGCAAAAUAUUUUUAUAAUUUUUUGUUGUAUAUUGUCUAAUGUAUUAUAUGUAAUCAAAUAUGAUUAAAAA